Messenger RNA from Papilio polytes (common Mormon), 1024 nucleotides. Its product is annotated as cuticle protein 3-like. Gene Ontology annotation, molecular function: structural constituent of chitin-based larval cuticle. Gene Ontology annotation, cellular component: chitin-based extracellular matrix. The record is from RefSeq and is a predicted model, not a curated record. The transcript is spliced from 4 exons. NCBI's taxonomy places the organism in Eukaryota, Metazoa, Arthropoda, Insecta, Lepidoptera, Papilionidae. The coding region runs from base 43 to 528 and encodes 161 amino acids.
UCAUCAUUCGAGAAUUCACCUCCGACCUGUCAAAGCAUCGCCAUGCAACUGGUACUUAUCGCCACCCUGUUCGGCAUCGCUGCAUCAGCGUUCGCGCCGUCCUAUGAAUCCAGCCGUCCUCAGGCGUCGUUAGAAAAGAACGCCCGCAUUCUUGCUUACGACGCGGAUGUCAAAGAAGAUUCAUACAGAUUCAACUACGAAACUGAAAACGGAAUCAAAGCUGAGGAACAGGGGCAAGAGGUCGAGGGUAUCGAAGCUCAAGGUGGUUUCCAGUACACCGGAGAUGAUGGCCAAGUUUACGCCAUCAGCUACUCCGCCGGCCAGGCUGGAUUCCAGCCCCAGGGCGCGCAUCUGCCUACCGCUCCCCCCACUCCUGAAGCCAUCCUCAAGGCUCUAGCCCAGAACGCAGCUGAUGAAGCCGCUGGUAUCAUUGACGAUGGUCAAUACAACCCAGGUAAAUACGGAGGUGGUCAGCAGCAACAAUACCGCGCCCAGAGCACCGGAUUCCGACAGGCCUACAAGUUCUAAGCUUAGCAAUUGCCAGUAUUAAGUUAUCAUCGAUAUAUCUAUCAUGAAAUUUCCGUUCGAAAUUUAGAGUGACCAUAUUUAGAUGGAUUAUAGGAUAUUCCCCAAUCUAAAGAAAAACUGAUUUUAUAAUUGCUAUAGUAUUAUUUAUUUCUGUGAUGUCUUCAGAAGCUGUUUCUCUAACUACAUUUAACUUGUCAAUAGAUAUUUUAAAAUUAAUUUUAUCCUAUCUAUUGAUAUUAACAAUAAUUAGUCUUUUGUUUUUGUUGACUUUAACUUGAAAUUUUUCUAAGUCUUCGAUAUAUGCUCGCUCUAUAUUUUGUGAAUGAAAAUUUCAUAAUAAAUAACAAUCUUUUCUGCCUUAGUAACUAAGAAAGAGUGCGUGAUCAUAUAGUGUUUAAUAUUGGAUAAAAAUGUAUUACCAUAGUCAUAUCGAUUACCAGUGAGAAAAUGAGGCGAUUAUUUAUUCUAUGAAUAAAAUCUUUUUUGUAAUUUCAUA